Molecule: messenger RNA, 1842 nt
Organism: Auanema sp. JU1783
Lineage: Eukaryota; Metazoa; Nematoda; Chromadorea; Rhabditida; Rhabditidae
Source: the annotation of a GenBank genome assembly
AUGCACGAAAAAAACGACAGAUUUGCUCGAUUUUUGAAAAAAAGAUAUCCUGAUAAAGAAGUUAUAACGUUGGAUCAGCAUAGAGAUUGUACAUUCAUCGUGGAAAACGAUCAAUUUGUAGGAGACUUCUAUCUUAUUGAACCCAAUAGUUAUAAAACUUACCAUCUCUACGCAUUUGGAGAGAAUGAACAUGAACAUGAGCGAAUAAGCUGCACCCGUGUACAAUAUGCUAGCAGAGAAGAUUCGGAUAAAGUUCUUCGAUUUUUCUUCAAAGAUGAGCGAAAGAAACAGAUCAGAGUCAUUGCAAACUACUUAGCAUUCCCUCAAUCUUUCCUUGUUCAAAUCAGUCAACAUGUAAAGCUCUUGCCUGACUUAGAAACUGUUUUUAAAGUGGCAAAACCUGUGCCAGAACCCGAUAAAUAUUACAAACUGGAGAGCAAACCUAGAAGCUCAUCCGUUAAUGUUGUACCUUCUUAUCCGAUGCAUUCGGAUUACAUCGACAGCAGAAACCACACCGAGUUCAACGCUCCGUAUAUGGGUGUAAAUGAGACAAAAAAGCAUAGAAAAACGAGUUACGUUGACAACGGUAACGGUAGCGCUCACAUUGUAACAGAUGGGUAUAAUUUUGAUACGGGGAAGCAAAGAAAAACGAGUUACGGUGAAAACGGCUACGGCAACGGUAGCACUCUCAUUGCUCCAGAUGUCAAUCAGUUCGAUACAGAAAAGCAUAGAACAACGAAUUACAUUAACAACGGUAACGAUGGCUCACCUAUUGCUCGAGAUGCGGAUGAAACCGAAACGAGAAAGCCCACAAGCACGAGUAGCAGUGGAUCAAACGGACCAACAAUACUCCAACGUAUUAAAGUUUCUCUCGAUCCAGUUGCCAGUUUCUUUGGGUCUUCAUUUACCAAAAGUGAUCCUAAAAUCUCCCCACAUAUAUCAGGAGGAUCUUUUGGGAAAGAGAACAAGAAAAGCAAAAGGGCUGAAGAUUCUGAUGACGACUAUAGAAGAGAUUACUAUCAGAAUGAAUUGGUUCGAGAGAGUUUUGAGAAGGUGGGCCAAGGUGGUCAGAGUCAUGUUGUGACUGCCAAAAUUAAGGAUACUGGAAAACAAGUUGCUGUUAAAUACUCGAGCUUUGUAUCAAAGUUACGAGGACAUUGUGCCAAAGAACUUAGUUUGUUGAAAGAGUUACGACAUGAGAACAUCGUUGCUUAUUAUGGUGUUUUGUAUGAAUCCGCUCACUUUCACAAUGAUCCACUGGGCUUUGUUAUGGAGUAUAUGGAGGGCGGAAGUCUUCAUGGAGUUAUUUAUAAAACAACCUCAGCCUUCUAUAACGGUUAUAACGUCCUCCAUUGGAUACGUCAAGCAGCAGCCGGCUUGAUCUUUUUACAUAAGAAAAAAAUAAUUCAUAGAGAUAUCAAACCAGCAAACCUUCUAUUAGAUAGAGAUUUCAAGCAAUUGAAAAUAUGUGAUUUGGGAAUAUCAACUACAGAUCCAACAUCUGGUACAGAGUGUGGUACUAUCUAUUACACACCACCGGAAGUCUUUGCUGAGAAAAAAGGAGAAAAGUUUAGUACUAAAUGUGAUAUCUAUAGUUUAGGAAUCACUCUGUGGGAAGUUUGUCAUAGAAAGCCUCCAUAUGAGAAGGAAGUCUUGCUCAACCUGCUCAUUGCCAUUAGGGAUCGAAAACUGAGACCGGCAAUUGAUGACGAUGUUUGCCCUAGAGAAUUUGCUGAUCUCAUAAAAAUAAUGUGGGAUUCUGAAGUAGCGAAAAGACCUGAUGCCGAGCGUGUCAGAGACGAAAUAGAUAGGAUUGCUAACAAAUACCCAAAACAUUCUUGA